AUGAUCAUACCUGAUUUAAAUAGGUGGAGGACCCUUGGUUGUGCUGGUGUAGCUGCUGAAGUUGCUGAAACCAUUGGUGAUUGUGGAAGUGAAACGUUUAAUUACCAGGAGAUUACUCCAUUGAAGAAUAGUGAAAUGUAUAAAAUGAAUGAUGAGGAAUUCAAAUGCUUACCUGAUCCAAGUGAUGAAGUAACCCGAGAAAGCAAAGAUGCGCCAAUGCCUUCUGAAGUUAAGAAUGUUGCGAUGAAGGAAAGGACUAUUAGAAAUGGAAUGUUGACUAUCGGAAAACGUGAUGUCGAUCGAAUACAUCAUAAACAUGUGAGGCCUAAAUUUGUGUCUA
Messenger RNA from Racocetra fulgida, 340 nucleotides. NCBI's taxonomy places the organism in Eukaryota, Fungi, Glomeromycota, Glomeromycetes, Diversisporales, Gigasporaceae. The record is from the annotation of a GenBank genome assembly.